Molecule: messenger RNA, 4334 nt
Organism: Scomber japonicus (chub mackerel)
Lineage: Eukaryota; Metazoa; Chordata; Actinopteri; Scombriformes; Scombridae
Gene: rgs12a
Product: regulator of G protein signaling 12a
Exons: 18
Coding region: 65-4327 (1420 amino acids)
Biological process (GO): signal transduction
Molecular function (GO): GTPase activator activity; protein binding
Source: RefSeq, a predicted model, not a curated record
AUUCAAGAUAGUGACACAGCGGCGAUAGCUAAAUUAUAUGGUGUUGGCGACCUGAAAGUGUUUCAUGACAAACAUGAGGAUACAGGGACAGCCUGAAGGUGCGAGGAGGCGUCUGGAUUUAAAUGCAGCCGGUGAUCUCAGGGGUGUGGAGGUCAUCCGUGGUCGGGCAGGAUAUGGCUUUACUAUUUCAGGACAGCAGCCAUGUUUGUUGAGUGGUAUCCUGGAAGGAAGUCCUGCUGACCUGGUGGGACUCAAACAAGGGGAUCGCAUUAUGGCCAUCAAUGGAGCAGAUGUGUCCACAGCUCUGCAUGAGACUGUGGUGCAGUUGAUUGGCAGCUGCAAAGGGCCUUUACGGUUGGUUGUGCACGCCGAAGGCCGAAUCAUGGAGAACCCCAUCCUUAAUGAUGAGAAAUUUGGGAUUGGACAGAAACAGCGUCUUUUCCAAAAGGCAGGUGUUUUUCGCACCAUCUCGCAUGAUUCAAGCAAUUCCUCCUUUAACUCGAGUCAGUCGUUGACCCCCAAACAGAGGCCGGUGUCAGAGCCUGACAUGUCACAGUGGUCACAGCAAUGGAGCGCUUUAGCUGAGCAGCCGAAGGAAGAAAUGUCCAGAGUGGGGGACACAGACUCUGUUUUUACAGACACAGAAGAAGCUAAUUCAGACUGGAGUAUUUUAAACAUGACCUUGGUGGUGGGCUACCUGAGCUCUACGGAGCUGAUUUUAAACACUACAGAAUCAGAGGAGGACUGUUUGAAAGCCAUUCGUGAGCGAAUACGUCAGCUGGGCACAGAGCAGGAUACCCAUACUCUUGUGUUGAUGAAGAUCAUGUUUGACUGCGUCCGACUUUGUGAUGACGCCGGAGCUGUUUUGGCAGCCUUUCCUACUGAGAACCUGGUUUUAGGAGCUGUGUGUGCUGAGGACCCACGUUUCUUUUGCCUGGUCACUACAGCACAUAUAAUCAAUGGCCAUGUCCCAGAGGACGGUCCUUUGAGGGCCUCCUGCCAUGUUUUCUUCAUCGACCCAGAGCUGGGAAAUCAUGAGGACCACAUAGGGAUUGCUGGGCGCUUUGGCUUUGAGUGCACUCCAGAUCCAGAUGCUUUGGGCUGUCUGGAAUUCCCUCAGACUCCUCCAGAUGUCCUUCACUUUGUCACAGUCCUGUACGGCGAUUUGGGAGAAGCUGUGGAGAGGCUUAGAGUAAAACUGGACGCAGAGGCUCAGCAGCAAGCCAAAGAAAACGGCAGCACUGGCAAGCAAGGCAGUGCCAGCAGCAAUGGGGACAGUGGAAUUGGCAAUGCUUCCCCCCCUGAGGAGAGAGCGGACAGGGAUUUCCCUUCUGCAAUCCGAAACCACCCUGGGGCCCACCUCCCCAGCUGUCCAUGGGAUUAUCCUCCGGCUGAAGACCUCACCCCAAUAAAUCUCUCCAAGAACGGCCACAAACGUAAUCCAGAGAAGAGCGCCAGCACAAAUUCCCUUUCAGAGUCUCUACCUGGCCCAGAUUCUCUAACUAGCUUUUAUGGUGGCCCCCCACCCAGGCUCGAGUUCCAGUUCAAGCCCCCACCACCACCUCCUCUGCCUUUGGGUAAAAAAACUAACUUUUUGGGAGACCCUCUCAGAGGUAGCCAAAGGUGGUUCUCUAAGCCAAAGUGGCCUAAAACCUUCAGUGGUGAUCCAGAGCCUCUGGUGGUAUCCAACAAUAACUGGUCCUCCAGCGUUAGCCUCAGCAACAGCACAAAUAACCUGCCGCCCCCCAUGAGCGAGAUCCCCUCAGACAGGUAUCAGUCAGCAGAGGUUAUGAUGCUGCCCCCAAGAGAAGAGUGGACCAAAAGGUUUCUUGAGCAGAGAGAGAAACCACGGAAGGAUGGUAGUACCAAAAAUGGCUCCAGGUUUUGGGUUAAGGGGGUUCUACGAGCAUCCAAACGCCGCCCAGCUAAACGCCUCAGCCUGGCACGAUCCCUGGAUGACCUUGAGUCUGCUGCUUCCUCAGAUGGCGAUUAUAGUGGAGUCCAGUUGCAGGGAUGCUGCAGCCAGAGCAGCCUGAACAGUAAUGGCAGUCUUCCAGGAGCAGGAAGCCUUCGAGGGGUUCCAGAGCAGCGUGUGGCGAGCUGGGCCGCCUGCUUCGAGCGUCUGCUUCAGGAUCCGGUGGGCGUGCGCUACUUCUCGGAAUUUCUCAAGAAAGAAUUCAGUGAGGAGAAUAUCUUGUUCUGGCAGGCCUGUGAAUACUUCAGUCAUGUCCCUGCAACUGAUAAAAAGCAGCUGUCCCAGAGAGCUGGAGAGAUCUACAACAGCUUCCUGUCCAGCAAGGCCACCAUGCCGGUCAACAUCGACAGUCAAGCCCAGCUGGCCGACGACGUCCUCACCUCCCCACGGCCCGACAUGUUCAAGACGCAGCAGCUACAGAUCUUCAACCUGAUGAAGUUUGACAGCUACUCACGAUUCCUCAAGUCCUCGCUUUACCAGGAGUGUAUACAUGCCGAAAUGGAGGGACGACCCUUGCCGGAUCCCUACCAGAUCCCCUGCAGUCCUGCGCCAUCCAAACACAGUGCCAGCUCCGAUCGCUCCAACCUCUCCACUCCGAAAAAGGACGGUAGAAAACAGAGGUCAGGGAGGUCACUCAAUGAGGAAAGCAAAGACGAGAGUGCCGACAAAAAACGUGGGAUCUUCUUCUCAUGGUCCCGCAACAGGAGCUUUGGGAAGGGUCCAAAAAAGAAGGAAAUUGGAGACAUUAACCUCGACUACUGGGGUAAUAAUGGGCGGAGGGAGUCCCAGGGCUCCUUGUCGUCCGGCACCAGUCUGGAGAUGGCCACUUCCUGUUCUACUGGCAAGAUUGAGUCUGACAAUCGCCACUCAGUUGGAGUUUGGGAACGCACUCCCAAACAUUGCAGUGUGAUGUUACCCAACGGCUCCUGCUCUUCUGUCGUGCUUCGGCCCGGUGCCUCCAUUAGAGAAGUCCUCCAGGUUCUCUGUCACAACAUAAGCGUGAACAUCGCCGCCGUCGACCUCUUCCUGGUGGGAGGGGAGAAGCCUUUAGUGUUGGAUCAGGACUGCAUGACCCUCAGCUCACGAGACUUGAGACUGGAGAAGAGGACUUUGUUUAGAUUGGACCUGGUACCCAUUAACCGCUCCGUGGGGCUGAAAGCCAAACCUACCAAACCUGUUACUGAGGUCCUGCGUCCCGUGGUUGCCAAAUAUGGCCUCCACCUCAGCGAACUUGUGGCCAAAAUAAGCGGACAAUCUGAGCCUUUGGAUUUGGGCGCCCCAAUAUCGAGUUUGGAUGGCCUGCGGGUUGUGUUGGACCGAGUGGAAACAGCUUCAGGGAAAGACAAAUCCAAGUCAUCCUCCCUAAAAGGCCACCCUCCUACCAGGAGUCUUUCUGCAACAGGAGAUGAGAGGUCAACACCAAAGGACUUUUCUGUGAGAGCAAGUGGACCAGACUCAGCACUCCCAGGGGAAAAGAGAAAACAGAAAAAGAUUAAUAUAGAUGAAGCUGAAGAAUUCUUUGAGCUGCUGAGCCGGGCACAGAGCACCCGAGCCAACGACCAGCGCGGGCUCCUGAACAAAGAAGACCUGGUACUUCCCGACUUCCUGCGUCUGGCUCCCCCCACCUCCUCUUGCUCCGUCUCCUCUGACCUUGCCUGCUCCACUCCUGACUCGCUGAAGCGCAGCAACGGCGUCUCUUCACGCGGGCCCCUCACCUCCAGCCUUCGUUCGGAGAGCUUGGACUCCUCCCUAAGCUCCAGUGCCAAUGGACACUCCGGGGGCAGGCGGUGCCUGUUAACCCCUCCUCGCCACGCGCCUUUCGGCACCCACUUGUCCCCCAUCCCCCGGUCCUCAGACCCCCGGCCAACCCUCCGCACCGUGGAGGAGGACUCCCACAGCGACCUGACCCUUGUGGGGGAGGGCGACAUCAACAGUCCCAACAGCACCCUGCUGCCUGCAUCUCCAUCCCCUAUGCCAUCCUUCGAGGGCAGCCUACCCGAGGCCAACUUCACCCCGCCACCCCCCUGCUCCCACCCUCAAGACGCAGGUGGAGAGGGAAAGUCCAGUUCAGAGGGAAAAACAGACACAAGCUCCAACAACAAAACACCCGCAGACAGAGCCGACGUCGCAGUCCAGGAGGUGAUGGAUGUGGAGGGAGUACAUCUGGAGGAGGGAACAGUGGAAACAUCCCAGGGAGAGGACACUGAGCUCAGCCUGAGUUUCCAGGGCUACGUCGCAGAGCUGCGACAGUGCCAGAGCAGGAUGAGGAACGCCCAAAUGCCCCAGAAUGGCCGCAACCCACCAGAGGACAAGGACUGCAAGACAGACCUUUACAAGGCCACUGUUGUCUGAAAGGGAA